AUGACUCUAGAAGAAUCUCGUAACUUACAUCAGUCACUGCCAUCAGCAAGUUUUAGUGGUAGUUACCUGACCAAUACCAAUCAGAUUAACAGUUCAUAUCAUCAAAACAGUCAAAAUCCUACGAAUUAUCCUCCAUUAUUCCAUCCUGCAGCUGUAGCAGCUGUUGCCGCUGCAGCUGCAGCGGCUGGGUACACACAACAGUUCAAUCCAGGUGUUAUAAGUCGUCCACUCAACCUGACUGCUAAUCCCAAUGGUUCGAAUCCAUAUUUCUCUUCUGCAGACACAAGCAGAGCGUAUUAUGCCAGCUUUGCAUUACAACAGUCUGGAUUUUAUCCUGGAUCCCAUACUUUCAAUAAUUUGGGAGGCAUGAAUAUUCCUCAGGAUUUUUCAUUUCCGAAUCCCACUACCUCCAUUCAUUUAUCCAAUACUGGAGUAGAAUUCCCUUCAUGUUUAUCAACUAGUACAGCGGAGUCUGAAAAUGGUUCAAAGUUACAACGAGUUGCUGCCUCAACUAGGAAUUCCAAAACUUCCACUAGUAGUAUAAAAACACAUACAAAAUCGUCAGGUGUCCGUGGCAGGAAAUCGAUUUCGUCUGAUGAGAUGGCGAAUCGCAAACGCCAGGAAUUUAAUGAACUUGUUAAAGCCCGCACUGAGAAGCUUAUGUCCGAUGGUCCCAUCGCAAAUUCUUCAACAAAUUCUGGUCCUUUAUCAUCUUCAAGUUCAGCUGGUUCUAUAGGACCAGAAUCUGGAUCACCAAACUAUCGCAAAUUGAUUCAUGCUGUAUUAGAUGCUAAAAAGUCAGCUCUUCUUAGAUCUCCAUCUGUUAUCCAAUUCUUAGUUAGUCAACAGCGUUCACUAACUGAAUAUAAACGUCAAACAGAAUUAUUUUGUGUUACGAUGAACAGAUGA
Molecule: messenger RNA, 909 nt
Organism: Schistosoma intercalatum
Lineage: Eukaryota; Metazoa; Platyhelminthes; Trematoda; Strigeidida; Schistosomatidae
Source: the annotation of a GenBank genome assembly